AGUAUUGUUGUCGAACCAAAAUGUGGUUGUUGUGGAUGUUGUGAGAGUUGGAGACAAAAUUAAUGUCUCUUAUUGUUAACUAGAAGAAAGAAGCUGCUGAGAGUGAAGCGACGUCUUAGUAUAUCUGUGUUCGGUAGAUUACAACAUGGCUAGCGCCAGAAGAGGAAAACCGCCAGCUGUAAAAGGCGAAAGAGAUGCCCCCAAAAAAAUUGGAUGGACGAAAGAAGAAGCUGAAUUGUCCAUUUCAGGUGUUCCUGAACUUCACGUAACAACAAACUUUGAUCCUGUUGACUUCGAUAUUCAUGGAUUUGCUGAACGCUUGCGGCGUAGCGCAGCCGCUGAAGUAGCCGCUAGAGACAAGGAAAUCGCGGGACGUCAAAAGAGAGACGCAGAAGACGCCCUUGACAACCCUUUCGUGUUGACAAUGUCGGAACUGCAACAAUCGUCAGGACGUCACAAGAACCCAUCGUCAGCUGGUGCCACUAGUGACGCUAGUCGCGCACAUAUUCAGGCUGGUAUUGACGAUCACACUAGCGGUCAUCAUGGUCGUCAUUCUCGCAGGCAGCAUGGCGCUGCAGAACUUGGCCAACAGCAGGGUCUGGAAUGGGAUUCGGAGUAUGACGUCAUCCUGCCUGAACGUAUCGACCAACCAUCAUCACAAAGAUUCAGGCAAACACAAGAUAUUCCUGCCCAAGGAAACGUUGCUUCUGUUGAUGAUGAAAGUGAGUUGACAGCCAAUGGAGCUGACACGGAACUAGGUGUACGUCUCAGUAUAGCUGGAAGAGCACACGCACCUCGUUCAAAUGGAGCUAGCGCUGAUCAAUCCUCCCGCAAUGGCCAAGUUGGCGACAGUCCGUCAACGGAGCUACAACUGCGGCAGCAGCAGCAGCAGCAGCAACAGCAGCAUUAUAGAUACGACCCACACGCUGUGGUGGAUAGAAGUGCACGGCAGCCAAGUCAGGUGACACCAGGACCCAAACCGGUCGUGGCUAAACCUGUUGAUCAGCAGAAAAUCAUGGAUGUGAAGAAGAGCAUUCAGACAAUGCUGUAUGCAGUCGGUCAGGAUCAAGGCGAGUUGUGGCAGAGAUCAUGUCUACGCCUGCACUGGUUAGCUGAAACAUGGGCACCAACAAAAGACAUUGCGCAUGAUGCCCGUUGUGUAUCCAAUGUGAUCACGUUCAUGAAGAACCACACACUUAUAGAAAAGGUCCAGUCAACUGGCUGUCUUUUGGUGAUGGGGUUGUGUCGUAACCACACCAACAACCACAUGGAGCUGGACAGCAUGGACGGUCUGGAUCAGGUCAUUGAAGCCAUGCGCAUGCACCACAACAAGAAUGAAGAACUGGCAUUCAAUGGCGCUCAGUGUCUGGCGGUUAUGACAGUACCAGGCCGACACGACGAGCAGCUGCGCAAGUACGUAGAUGUUGUGUCGUUGGUGGUGGACUGCAUGCGUGUUCACCUGUCUUGCGAGGUUAUUCAGUCGGCUGGCUGCUGGGCACUGGCCAACAUGUGCUGCAAUCCUGGAAUCAAUCAAGAAGAAAUGAAGUCUUUUGGUCUUGCUGCUGUACUGCAUGCCAUCAACCAGUGGUCCUCAUCGCCCAUGGUCAUGAAAGAAGCUAUCAAAGCUUUGUCCAACAUGUACCACAGUGAUGCCAAUCGUGAAAAUCUUCUGAACAGUGGUGCACUGGACGAAGUGCCCGUUGCCUUGGAAAACUUCCCCAAAGCUGAUGAUGUCAUCUCCACAGCACUGAUCUCCAUCGCCACGUUUGCAGCAACCGAAGAUGACCUGCGUAACAAGCUGUGUACAACAAAGCUUGUCAACAACAUCAUCGUUAGAAUGAAUGGCCUUCGGGAUUCAGCAUCGGUGCAGGAGGCUGGGUGCUGGGCUCUAGCCAACCUUGUCACAAGUAAAACAUCACCGAUUCUUGUACAGUGCAAUGUGAUAGCUACUGUACAGGCUGUGUUGUUUCGCCAACCCCUCAUCGAGAAUCUGCAAACAAUGGGAUGUAUGUUGCUGUACAACCUUGCCUGCUCCAGCCUUUUUCGCCUAGACGUGGUCCUCUCUGGCGCAGCAAAGCUGGCAGUGAAUGCUAUACGAAGACUAGUUCGCAACGAGAAGGUGGUCAUGGCCGGUGUAAAGCUGCUUGCCAUCCUGAGUCACGAAAGUCCGCCUCGGGAACACUCGGAGAGCACUAAUCUUGAAGAAGAACUUCAGCUUGGACGUUUGUCAGUGAUUCAAGCAUCUGGUGUCGAGGCUCUUGCCGCUGCCAUGCAGGUGUACAGUGCGGAUGUGGAUAUCCAUAACAUGGCUUUACUGGCUAUGCAGAAUCUCAGUGACAUAGCUGCAAGUCUGCCCUUCUUAUCCCUGAACAGCGUAAUGGAGGGGAUCCUGCAAAGCAGUGGUUCUUUUCGCCUACAGAAGCCUAUCGUCGACAAGGUGAUGAGCAUUCUGGAGAAUGUCUUGGUGUCAAAAGAGAUUGUGGACAUCUUCAUUGCAUGUGGUGGCCUGCACAUUGUCAUAUCAUUGAUGAAUCAGUACAAAAACGAAGUGUUUAUUCAGACACGCUCGGCUGUCAUCAUGGCAAGAGUAGCAUCAUCAGAUGUCAACAAAGAUUUUUGGAAGUCUUCCCCUAAUGAUGCACCGCCAACCUCUCCGCUUUGCAGCACAACCGAUGCCAAGAGUCUGUGCGUGGCUAAGGCUGGUGGAAUAUGGUUACUGAAGGACUCCAUGGAUCUGUGGCGUAGCAAUGCACCACUGCAAGCUGCCGCAUGCCAGGCGUUGACAUGCAUCGCAAGUGAUGAAAUAGCUGCUGAUCUUAUGGUGAAGGGUGACUGCAUAGCAUCAAUAACCUCCGCCAUGCUCGGUUGCAAGGAGUAUCAGCUGGUGCAGGAGAGAGGAGCAGCAGCAUUGCUUGCACUGUGCAACACAAAUGGCUUCACUGGUCGUUUUUACCGAGCACAUGGUGAUACAGCUGCUAAGGAAGCCCACAAACGAUUCCCCGACUGUGAUGUUGUCAUCUAUUUGGCGCAGCACAUUGUCGUAGAAUGAGGCAAGGUGUCAGAGUGCUGAAUGUACCAGCAAUAAUCAGCUGGCAUGUGCCAGCAGUUAAUAAUAACUCUAAGUAGGUUCAUUGACAUCCAUUGUAAGUUGUUUCUAAAUAGUUUCAGUAAGUGAUUAUAACGUUAAUACCAAGGCAGCUUGAACUUUUAUAAUAGCUAUGAGUUUAGAGUUGGAUAUACAUGUACGCGCGUAUACUGAGGUGCACCAUGGUGUACAGACCUGGAUUGACUCUGGCAACACAUGACAUCAACUGUCCUGUUUCUUCACAAACUGAUCGCUUCCUGUGCUAGAAUAACACCGCUCAUCAUCGUCAUUAUCAUCAUCCUGCAUGCAUGCAUAGGCGAAUAUGUAAAGCAUGCCUCUUCCCGACUUACGGGCGUGCAAACAGUCUUAUUUAAAACGCUUCAGCCCUGCUGCCAAGUGUGUAACAUGUGUUAAUAUGUUGCUGCUGAUAGCGCUUGAGGAUUAUAUGCCAUCAAUCUUUCAUAUUAAAUAACGUUACUUUUUAACUGAUCGGUCUCUAACUUUCACUCAA
Molecule: messenger RNA, 3596 nt
Organism: Sycon ciliatum
Lineage: Eukaryota; Metazoa; Porifera; Calcarea; Leucosolenida; Sycettidae
Exons: 16
Coding region: 146-3049 (967 amino acids)
Molecular function (GO): protein binding
Source: RefSeq, a predicted model, not a curated record